UCUAAAAUCUCAAUUCAUUCUCCGACUUGCUCGUUAAAAAUUAAGAGAAAGAAGAAUCUCCAAAAAAAAAAAAAAAAACAAGAAGAAAAAUGGCGAAUUUUGUUCUUCAGGUUCCAAGUAGGUUGAGGACCUUCCCUGUCUUUUCUUCGUCCAAUGGGGCUUCUCCUUCUGCUUCUGGAACGGGAGGUGUUGGCGCCGGGGGACCAGUGAUUCUGGAGCUUCCUCUAGAGAGGAUAAGGAGGCCCCUAAUGAGGACGAGGGCAAAUGAUCCUAACAAAGUGAAAGAACUUAUGGAUAGUAUUAGUGAAAUAGGACUUCAAGUUCCUGUUCAGUGUUCUGCAGCGCCAGAUGAUAAUAAGAUUAUUAACUUCAGUAAGCAGCAAGAUAUUUCAAGCCUUCUAUUAAGCAUAAAUGGAAACUUUUUCUGGCAAGGUUGUUCCUCGGAAAUUUCAAGCUUUGCUGCUUGUGAAAAACAUCUUUCUUAUGAUGUUUUUUUCAUAAUCACAUUUGAGUUAUUCAGGUGAAAAACUUGAUGUCAUUGCAAUCAUAAGCAUCAACUGUGAUGAUCGAACAAAAAAUUAUGCCGAGUUAACAUAGUUUUUCCCAAACCAAAUCUUGAGUUGUAUUUCACUAUAUUUUGCAUGCUAUGACACAACUUGGUAUGUAUGUUCAUAUCAUCCUCCUAAGUUGCAUUCAUUGCAAGUUUUCUUCUCCAAUUACUAGUUAGUGAUACAAGGUUUGAAAUUAUAGUAUAUGUUUAGCUUAGCUGCAAGCUGAAUUUUUAUGUUUGUGAAACACUUGUGGUUCAUCUUGUUUUGGGUAAAUAAAAUUUUGAUUCGUCAAAAUAUCAUGGACGGAGCUACUAAGUUAUCUGACUUUUUAUUU
Prosopis cineraria is the source of this 885-nucleotide messenger RNA. RefSeq names its product sulfiredoxin, chloroplastic/mitochondrial. Gene Ontology annotation, cellular component: cytoplasm. The coding region runs from base 90 to 524 and encodes 144 amino acids. Gene Ontology annotation, molecular function: sulfiredoxin activity. Gene Ontology annotation, biological process: cellular response to oxidative stress. The record is from RefSeq and is a predicted model, not a curated record. The transcript has 4 exons. NCBI's taxonomy places the organism in Eukaryota, Viridiplantae, Streptophyta, Magnoliopsida, Fabales, Fabaceae.